Epithele typhae is the source of this 1143-nucleotide messenger RNA. Its product is annotated as iron-containing alcohol dehydrogenase. Gene Ontology annotation, cellular component: mitochondrion. The coding region runs from base 1 to 1143 and encodes 380 amino acids. The record is from RefSeq and is a predicted model, not a curated record. The transcript is spliced from 7 exons. Lineage: Eukaryota; Fungi; Basidiomycota; Agaricomycetes; Polyporales; Epitheliaceae. Gene Ontology annotation, molecular function: alcohol dehydrogenase (NAD+) activity; metal ion binding.
AUGGCGUCAGACCUCACAGGCUCAUAUGCGUACAGCGAUUCUCUCAAGGGCAUCCAUUUUGGUCCUGGGUCGACGGCGACUGCACUCCCCAAGCUCCUCGAUGCCCUCGGCGCAAAGAAAGCAUUGAUCGUGACCGGCCGCAGUCUCUUCACCAAGACCGACGUCGUCAAGACCGUCGAGGGUAUUCUCAAAGCGCACGAUGCGUACGGUGCAACCUUCUAUGAGAUCGGCGAGCACGCGCCUGUCGCAGGCAUCCGUCGCGGCGUCCAGGCUUUCAAGGACGCCGGCGCUGAUGUCAUCGUCAGCGUCGGCGGUGGCUCGCCCGUUGACGCGGCGAAGGCGAUCCUCCACUUCGUUCAGCAGGAGUCUGGCGCGCCCGCACCUUUCAAGCAGAUCGCGAUCCCAACUACGCUGAGCGCGGCGGAGUACACGAUGGGAGCGGGUUUCACGGACGACUCCGGGAACAAGGUUGCAGUCGCCUCGCCCUCGCUUGUACCCGCAGGUAUCAUCCUUGAUGCGCAACUCACUCUCGCGACGCCUGAGCGCCUCUGGCUGUCCACGGGCCUCCGCGCUCUCGACCACGCUGUCGAGAGCCUUUACCGCCCUGGCGUUCCACCGCCGCUUAAGCACUUAUGCUAUGCCGCGUUGGCCGACCUCUUCACAUACCUUCCACUGUCAAAGGCGCACCCGGAAGACGUCUCCACCAGGCAAAAGCUGCAGAUUGCCUCGUGGAUGAGCAUUUGGCCCAUGCAGUUGGAAAAGUUUGUUGCGUUUGGGUUAUCCCAUGGUCUGGGACACAGGCUCGGGGCACGGUAUGGCAUUCCACACGGGAUUACAUCUUGCCUCACGCUCGCCCCUGUGGUCGCCGCCAAAGUAGAGCUAGGCUCUCCGCAAGACAAGGAGUGGCUCGCCAAUGCUCUUUUCUACCUCCGCAAACCUUCGACUGGGUCCGUCGACGGUGACGUCCUGGAGUUGUCGAAGUCCAUUCAACAACUCGUCAACGACCUCGGACUGCACUCCACACUGUCGCAAUACAAUGUUCCGAAAGAGGAUGUUCAACAGAUUGCGGAGCUAGCCGUGGGGAAGAAAGAAGACCCUGCCUUUGUCAAAACAGUAGCUAUACUGGAGGCGUUGUACGAAUAA